This is a messenger RNA of Penicillium canariense, 189 nucleotides long. RefSeq lists its product as uncharacterized. Bases 1 to 189 code for a protein of 62 amino acids. The record is from RefSeq and is a predicted model, not a curated record. Lineage: Eukaryota; Fungi; Ascomycota; Eurotiomycetes; Eurotiales; Aspergillaceae. The transcript has 2 exons.
AUGCCCCUCCGCGUGGGAGUCGGUCCCGCCAUUGUCCAGGCACAGUUGACCGACAUGCCAAUCGGCAGACAUAUCAGCGUCGACCCUAUCGCAAACACGGAGCGUGUGGCAUUUCACCUCGAUGAAUGCCAUCUGGGGUUCAAACCGAGGGUUUGGCGCAUUGGUGGUGUGGUCAACGAGAAGUGGUAG